GAGAAGCUCCGGAACAUGAUCGCCAAGGAGGAGUCGCGGGUCUUGAUCGACAUUGCGGACCUCCGGGAGUCGGACGCGAAACUUUGCCAGGAGAUUAUGAGCCGGCCAGCCGACUACUUGCCCGCCUUCGACUCGGCGCUAGAGCGAACGGUAGGGAACAUCAGCCCUGACUACGCCAAGAGAGCGAAGGAAACUAAGACCAGGUUUUCCGUCGGGUUCGAGGGAGACUUCGGGUCGCAUCAAGUAAAUCCUCGCAGUCUCAACUCCUCCUACGUCAACAAGCUCGUCGCCAUCAAUGGCAUCGUAACCAAGUGCUCGCUCGUUCGCCCUAAGAUCCUCAAGUCCGUCCACUACUGCGAGACAACCAAGCAGCUGCACCAGAAGGAGUACAGGGACUACACUUCCUUCAGCGGUCUGCCGACGGGAAGCACAUACCUCACCCGUGACGACGACGGCAAUCUGCUCACGACCGAGUACGGGCUGUGCGAGUACUCUGACACCCAGGCACUUCACCUGCAAGAGAUGCCGGAAAAUGCAGAGGUCGGGCAGCUGCCGCGGUCGGUGGACGUUCUGGUGACCAACGACCUGGUCGAUGCAGUGAAGCCGGGAGACCGAGUGCAGGUAGUGGGAGUUUACAAGCCCCUGGGCACAGGGAACGAGACGUCAGGGAUGUUCAGGACGGUGAUCAUCGGGGUAGCAAUCAAGGUGCUCGCAAAGGAGACGAUGAUGACGGCGAUGACUGAGAAGGACAUCGCAAACAUCAGGCGGAUUUCGAGGCAGAAGGACUGCUUCGACCUCCUCUCCUCCUCCCUCGCCCCUUCCAUCUGCGGCCACAACUUCGUCAAGAAAGGUCUCCUGCUCCUCCUGCUGGGGGGCAUGGAGAAGAACCUUGCCAACGGCACGCACAUCCGUGGUGACAUCAACAUGCUGCUAGUUGGCGACCCCUCGGUCGCCAAGUCGCAGCUGCUGCGCUACGUGCUGAACGUGGCCCCCCUUGCCGUCUCCACCACAGGACGAGGAUCAUCGGGCGUCGGCUUGACGGCGGCGGUGACGCAGGACUCGGAGACGGGAGAGAGGAAGCUGGAGGCAGGAGCGAUGGUGCUGGCAGAUCGCGGGGUCGUGUGCAUCGAUGAGUUCGACAAGAUGAGCGACCAGGAUCGAGUUGCCAUUCAUGAGGUGAUGGAGCAGCAGACUGUCACGAUCGCUAAGGCGGGCAUACACACCUCCCUCAAUGCACGAUGCAGUGUCGUCGCUGCUGCUAACCCCGUGUACGGGUCUUACAACCGACAGAAGAAGACAACAGAGAAUAUUGGGCUCCCGGACUCCCUCCUCUCUCGUUUUGAUCUUCUCUUCAUUCUCCUCGACAAUGUUGAGGAGGCGCACGACAAGCGCAUCUCAGAUCACAUUCUCCGCAUGCACAGGAUGCAGGGACUAGACUCGCAGGAGGCGGCAGACGAGAUUGAAGCAGCUGAAGACAACGAGGAGGCCGAGGAGGAUGAGACUCCGAUCUUUGAAAAACGUGCGCCCUCUCCUCCUCUCUCUCCCUCCUCCUCCCUCCUCCGAGGCAAGGAGGGGCAGCUGGUCACGCAAGCGUUCCUCAAGAAGUACCUGCGGUACGCGAGGAGGACGAAACCUCGACUGAGCGAGGAGGCGAGCGAGCGAAUCUCUCAGCUCUACAUGGACCUGCGAGGAAGCAACGAUGUAGCAGGAGGAGCUCUCCCUAUCACCCCUCGCUCGCUCGAGACCAUCAUCCGUCUCUCUACCGCGCAUGCCAAGUGUCGACUCAGCGGGCUGGUGGAGAUCCGCGACGUGGAGGCAGCGCAUGACGUCCUGCUGUUCGCUCUG
This is a messenger RNA of Guillardia theta CCMP2712, 1845 nucleotides long. RefSeq names its product DNA replication licensing factor, MCM3. The record is from RefSeq and is a predicted model, not a curated record. Gene Ontology annotation, cellular component: MCM complex; nucleus. The transcript is spliced from 7 exons. Gene Ontology annotation, biological process: DNA replication; mitotic DNA replication initiation; DNA strand elongation involved in DNA replication. The annotation marks the transcript as partial. NCBI's taxonomy places the organism in Eukaryota, Cryptophyceae, Pyrenomonadales, Geminigeraceae. Gene Ontology annotation, molecular function: ATP hydrolysis activity; single-stranded DNA helicase activity; single-stranded DNA binding.